Pipistrellus kuhlii (Kuhl's pipistrelle) is the source of this 2839-nucleotide messenger RNA. Its product is annotated as phosphofurin acidic cluster sorting protein 2-like. Gene Ontology annotation, biological process: protein localization to plasma membrane. Gene Ontology annotation, molecular function: transmembrane transporter binding. The transcript is spliced from 5 exons. The record is from RefSeq and is a predicted model, not a curated record. Lineage: Eukaryota; Metazoa; Chordata; Mammalia; Chiroptera; Vespertilionidae. The coding region runs from base 16 to 2397 and encodes 793 amino acids.
GUGAUUUCUGUGAAGAUGCAGGACUCCAAGGGCAUCCUGAGGUCCAAAGAAAUUAUGCUGCCUCCCAGUGAACCAGUGGAGACUGACCUGGUGCUGACCUUCUCCUUGCAGUACCCCCACUUCCCCAAGAGGGAAGGUAACAAGCUGCAGAUCAUGCUGCAGCAGAGGAAACGCUAUAAGAACAGGAUCGUCCUGGGCUAUAAGACACUGGCCAUGGGCACCAUCCACAUGGCUGAUGUCAUGAAGAGAAACUCCAAGUGCGGCCAUAUGCUGAGCCUCUACAGCACCGUCAAGGAGUCCUCCACCAAGGUGGCUGAAGUCUGGAUCUCCUCCCUGUCCAGUCAGCCCAUCAAACAUGAGGAAAGUGCCAUGCGGGCCAGGCCGAAGGUCAAGUUUGCAGGUAACUACACUCAGAGGCCCUUGUCUGAGCUGGAGGCCAGCUGCAAUGGAAAGCACAGACAGGGUCUGCACAAGGAUGACUUUGGGAAGGGGGAGCCAAAGAAGCAGCGGCGGUCCAUAAGAGGAAUGGACUUGAAGCGAAAAGUCCUGGCUCUGUGUCACAGAUUCCAAGUGUGGGAGGAGGCCCUGGACCCUGUGCAGGAUCAUGGGGAGCAUGUCCUGGAAGUGGAAGAGGACCUGGACCUCCUGGAUGACAUGCUGGAGAACCCCAGUGACAGUGGCCCAGACACUGAGCACGAUGACAGGGUCCUCAGCACCCCCACACCUCAGCUCAGGCCAUACUUUCAAGGUCUGCCAUGCAUCGAGGGCCUGUCAGACUCCAGCUUGCAGAUGGAGAUGAGGGGCUCCCACAGCGCCAGGAUCCAAAAGGAGUCUCUGAGUCUGGCCCAGGUGCCUGAGAACACGUGCACCCCGGGAGGCAAGCAGCCAAGUGAUAGCAACUCUGACUCAGUGGACCAAAGAAUUUGCUCCCCUAGGAUGCAGUUGGCACAGCUGGAGGACAGCCGGGAGGCAGCAUCCUCUGCCAGGGGUUGGUUCACCAGGAAGCUGCCAUCCAUAGUGCGCUUCACCAAGUCUCUAGUCAUCCCCUCCAGCAGGUCCAAGAGGAAGCAGGCUGGCCAUCAGAGCUGCAACACAUCCCUGAAUGAGUGGUUCAACAGACAGGAUGAAGAGGACCCAGAACCACAGAGCCAGCGGCAGAUCCCCAGCAAGUCCGUGCAUGACCAGCUAAAUGUCAUCCUCAUUUGCCCAGACAAGCUGCCUGAGAACAUCAUUCUGGUCAACACUUCAGACUGGCAGGGCCAGUUACUUUCCAACAUCCUGCAGGGGCACACGCUGCCCGUGGUAUGCACUUGUUCCACAGAUGACAUCCAGGAGGCCUUCAGCAUCAUCAUGUCCUGGAUGCAAAGAUACUGCAACUGCACUUCCCAGGCCCUGACAUCUGUGAAGAUCACAGUGGCAGGGGCACAGCCCUACUUCAAUGCUGUGCUGCGGGUCUUUGUGGAGCUGCUGUCCCACCAGCCACCCCAAUGGCUGGACUACCUGCGCUUCCUGGUCAUCCCACUGGGUUCCCACCCCUUGGCCAGCUACCUGGGCUCCAUGGAUUGCCGCUACGACAACUUCUUCCAGGACCUGUACUGGUGGGACAUGUUCAACAACCUGGAAUCUCUGAACAUCUUGCAGGACACACAGGACGUUGUGUCAAGAAUCACAGAGUACGUCACUGGGGCCAACUGUGUCUACCUGCUGCCCAUCGCAGAGGCCGUGCUCAUGUUUCAGCAGCAGGGUCCCGAUGAGAUGUCCUCAAAGAAGUUCAUCCCCUUUGUGGGGGCAGUGAAGGUUGGAAGAGCGGAACCAUCUUCAGCCAUGUCAGCAGACUCAGAUGAUGUGGGCCCUUCCUGCUCCAGCGAGCUUCUAUCCCCUGCCAGCAAGGCCUCAUCCAACACACUUUCCCCCACAUCAAUGAGUGGGGGCCUGUCCUCCUCCAGCCAGAGUGUCCAUGCAGACAUGAUGCAGCUGCAGGUGGAUUACUGGACUGCAGCCCAGCCAAUAGACACAAAGAGAGUUGCAGAGAAGAAAGACAUGCUUGCCGCCAAAAGCACACUCAAGUGCUUCUUCCAGUCUGUCCAGGUCAGCAGGCUGCCCAGCGGUGGUCAGGCCACAGCAACAACCACCAGGUCCAUGACAGUGGUCACCAAACAGAAGACAAAGAAGGUGCCCAAGAAAGCCAAGGACGAGGAAGUGGAGUCCACAAGCCAGUGCAUCCAUGGCAUCCAUCGCCUGGUUUGCAAGGCCAAGCACCAGCAGCACAUGCUGCCGGUCAUCAUCGAUGAUGUGGAGUGGAACGACGUGACAUUCCUCCAGCUGGCAGCCCAGUGGUCCUCCCAGGUCAAGCACUUCCCCAUCUGCAUCUUCGGACACUCCAGUUCCACCUUCUAGCCCGCCCCCUCUCCCUGCCCUUCACCCUGCCUUGGACUUGCCCAGAAGCUGCUUUUCUGUGAACAGUUCAGUUUAGUACAGACACAGACCCUGGAAACACAAAGAGAAACCAUUUUGGGUUUCAAAUGCACUCAUAGCCUGGAACCUAAGGGGGUUUGCCCCUCACUUGGAGCUCCUCACGACUCUGUUCAAUAACCAGAACGCUCUGGCGGGUGGGAGUCAAGAGGACAGUGUUGAUCUGGAGAAUCGUGGGAGAUGUGUUUUGGCCUCAGGAUGCCCAACAUUCCCAGCCAGAAGGUUCUGGCCUUGAAGUCCUGCCCUUCCUAGAAGCCAGGACUCUGCUUCCCUGGGAGCCAGCUCCAGCCUGUAUCCAGCCUCAGAGCCCGGUGGCAAGAGGCCAAGGGCUGGUCUCUGAUUGUGGGCAUCUGAGCAGAACAUGGAA